This is a messenger RNA of Rhopilema esculentum, 11559 nucleotides long. RefSeq names its product axonemal dynein light chain domain-containing protein 1. The record is from RefSeq and is a predicted model, not a curated record. Lineage: Eukaryota; Metazoa; Cnidaria; Scyphozoa; Rhizostomeae; Rhizostomatidae.
UAUUUAUUAACUUUUCAAGAAGUCAUAUCUGAAGAUUUGUGUAGUAAAUAUUAAUUCAGUUUCGCUCAAGUUAUUUUAUAAAGUAAAGAAAGUGUUUUGAUGGGAAUCGGCCUAUAAAAACCCCUUUUAUUAAUUUGUUCAUCAAUAUUAUCGGCAAUAGUAAAUGCCCAUCGAAUCAAUAUUCUGUUAUAAUUAAAGGAUUCUGCCUUGGUUUAGUCAGCUAAACAAGUAACAAAAAUUCUUAGAAUGUGUUUUUCAAUGAAAUCAUUUUGUAGUGUCAGUGAUAGGGUCACGUCGCCCUGAUUGAGUAUGUACCUGGAAACGUGAUAUUUACAUCGCUUCAAUUAUUACGAAAAAAUGGGAGAUUGGGGUUAAGCUGCGACCAAAAAAGUGCAAAAUCAUGUGUAUACGCCAUUUAUCAAAAUUGAGAAAACAUUUUGCAUCCAAUUACUGAAUUGAUGAACGAAUAAUUGGACAAGAAAAUGACUCAACUGAAAUGAAGAAGUAUGUGUCUGCCAUUUUGCGUAGGAUAUUUUCGGUACUCUUUUUAUCAUAAUUAUCUUUUAAAGGGACGAGCAUAUUUUAGCUGCUAACCUAGCAAUUUUAGGCACAUAUCAUGCCUGAGGAAUAAGGAUCUUUGCAUAAAUCGCUCAGUUUUCAAUUUGUUUUCCCACAGAGAGGAGUGAAGUAAAGCUUGCUGACUUGGUCUAAGUUUCGCCCUAAUUGGGUACAUUAAAACAGCAGUUUUAGUUUGGUACUUUUUUCGCAUUAAUUCUCAAAAAGAAAACUGUAAAUCUCAAUUUGCAAAUAUCUUUAAACAAAAAUACUUGAGAGCAAAUUUGAUACAUUUUGAAUACAAUUUUCGGCUAAAAUAUUGCCCUUUGUCAAAGCUGUAAAUUUUCCCCUUGUUUUGACUCUUGCAAAAUCGACAAUCUUGCAUGCGCAAAAUCAGCAGAUAAACAAAUUUACUGAAACAUUGGCAUGCAAGGAUGUUUUAAAGGCGUUUGCAAGUGUUUAAUCACCUAUUUUCUUUUUGAUUUUUUUAUACAUGUGUGCUAAUAUUUACAUAAGGCCCUCCAAGGAGACAACUAAAAAGUAUCAUAGCUUUUUCAAAACACUUUUUAAAACUAAUUAUCUGAUCUUUUGAAAUAUAUUUCCAAAGAGCCUGAAGGAUUUUGUCAGUGGUAAGUUUUAUGUCUAAGUCUACACCAAAUGGAAAUUGUUCAUUUUGAAAAUUUGCGUCUGUGCAACUGCAAGCACUCCCAUUUAGAAAAUUUUAGUGAUAAUAAUGUAAAAUUUGUAUUUUUAGUGACUUUGUGCAGCUAGUAAGGCUCAUGGAUGUAGCUAGCUGGGAGGGGGUGUGUCAUGCCCAAAUUCUACACGAGUUUGUCAGUAAAUUUUUAGAUGGUGCAAAAAUUCCAUGGUUUUUUGGUAAAAUUGUCUAUCGAAUUUGUUGAAAGUAUGGAAGCAGAGAGCCUUGUACAGUUAAAGGAUCAUGACAUAUCAGAGAGCCAACCUUUGCCAGCACCAUUAGAUAAUGACCUUAAAGCCAGCCUCAUGAAAAGACAAAGCCUGGCAGCAAUACAGCAUCCAUUAAGCUCUAGCUGUGCUAAGCAUAAUAAUGAUUUUCUGCCAGCUGAAAUUCUUGCAAACCUUACUAGUCAGUAUGAUGCUAUUGAAGACCUUGGGCCACAGGGCAAUGGUCGCCUAAAAAGAGGUAGAGGGUUUCCAAAAGUUUAUCCAAAAAGGCCGCCUGAUAAUCUCUGGAACCAUGCAAAAACAAGGGAAAAAUUCAAGCAUUUGACAGAUCAGCCACCUUGUACAUGUGGAGCUGGAAGGGACAUAUCAUUUCUUUAUGAUGCUCUGCCUGACAAAAAGAAUACAGCAAACACCAAACCAAAAGGAAGCCCAGACAAACAAAAAGUGAAGAACGAAGGUACUUUUUCUACUCCAGUAACAAACAAAGAUGAGCCAUCGAAACAGGAAUCGGACAGGGAAGCCACUCAAGUUGCAUCAAAGGAUGGAUCUCUUAUUCCGGAGACAUUAGUGCCAACCGAAUUCCAUAUUGUUAAGAAUCCUGGCGUAAUGGGCCUAGAAAUUCAUGAAGGGAAAUUUACAACUACAAUGGAUAAUCACGAGAAACAUCUUACACUGUUUCCUUCUAUGAAGCCCUCAGGAAGACAAGAGGCUGUUUUGCUCAAAAAAACAAUGAACGAGUUGCUUCAACGUGUUGGUGUGGAAGAAAUUAAGAAAGAUAAAGAUCAGCCUACACAGAUUCAUUCUCUGUUAGACCUGGUCAAACAAGAACAGAAUAUUUACAACUUGGUUUUUAAUGAGGUGAUUCGGCAAGUUAGUAUUGAAUGUGUUGAAAGAGGGGAGCUGCUCGCUGAUCUUCGAAAACGAUAUGCCAGUCUCCUGGACAAGGUGCCUCGUCAUGUCAAAAGCUUGCACGAAGAGGUCCUUGCACAAAGAGCACUGGAUCGGCGACUUACCGAAGAACUGACAAGAUUUAAAACUUCAAUAACGUUGCUGACACGAGAGCUUGACGUUGUACAGGAGCACGAUAGGGAAGUCACAAAGCAGGCGGUAGAAACACAAAAUGAGCUGAACGCUGCUUUAAAAGAAUCGGAGAAGAACGCAAGUCUAUUAGCAGAGUAUCACGAGCUUUAUGAACUGCAGAGAAAAAGGCUGGAGUUUCAAAUAUCCAAACUGAUAGGUGAACGUGAUUUGUGGGCUGGUGCUUCUUACACAUUAUCUCUCAAAGUUGCCCAAAAGCACAGCUUAAAGACGGCAAAGCGACUUCAUUUACAUGAAAAGGCCUGGUACAAGCUUUCAGGCCAUUUUGCAAUAUUACUAAGCGACAUUGACUCAGCUCACCUGCAGGAGUUGACUAAAUUCGUUCAGAGCUGGCAGGAGAUAGCGGAAAGUUUUGAUAGCAAGUUGAUCAAGUGUGAACAGGAGACAUACCGAAAACUGAAUUAUGUGAGUAAACAAGUGGCAUAUUGGGGAAGGCAGUUUGCUAGGGUUGUUACCCCAGACGAGGGGACAGUACAUCCUCCGGAGAAAGAUGUCGUCACCAAGCUGCACGAAGACAUGAAACGGUGGGAAGAAGUUUUCAAUUCGGAAGUAGAAAGGUUUUCAGGGGAUGUUUUAUUAUCAAGUGAAGAUGACCUGGUCAAAAUGAAUAGAUUCAUGGAUAGCUGGAGUGAAGUUGCUUUGAAAAUCUUCCAGAGACACCCGAUGGUAAAAAAUACUAGAAGACCAGAACAUGAAGCAAUGCUUGUGUUAAAUCAGCAGGUUGAAAAGUUGCACAAAAGUUUAAGAUUGAGAAUGACUGGUGAAAAUGGUCUCGCAAAAGGACUUAUUCAUUUGAUCAAUGUGCUCGAUGGCCUUGGUAACAAGCUGAAUGGAUUUUCACAUGGCUACGAAACUUUGCUCGACCCCGAAUGGGUGAGGCUUGCCGACUUUCUUCAGAGUGAGUGGCCUGACCUCCUAACGGAGUUGGUUGAGUUGGUUCAUCCUAGAAAAGAAACACCUGAUGACAAGUCACACGAUCAGCUUCUUGGUCAUGAUGACGUUGAUCUGCAAAUCCUCAGUAAAUCUGCAUACAAGUGGUUAAAAGACACUUCAAAAUCUGUCGAAAAUGCCGAUGCCAGUAUUCUAGACCAUGUUUCAAACUGUCAUUCAAAAAUGGUGCGUUGGAUUGUCACCGUGCUGCUCCGUUUGGCUCCUGAUCUUGAAGAAGACCUUUUUUCAGACGAAGAUGUAAACAUUGGAAUCGGUGCUGCUAUCAUAUCAGAGUCGACAACUGAGGAAAUUCAAGAGAGAGGUCAAUUGCUGUUUAGGUUACUGAGACAACUUUCAGGGAACCUGUACACCUGCUGCAACGGAAUUGUAAAUAAUGAUUUUCAGAGACGGCAUGAUAUAGGUACGGAAAUGGCAGAGGUUGAAGCAAAGGAUCUAAAGAAAUUAAAGUCUGAGUGUGAUGGAUGGAUCAAAACUGCAAUUUUAUUGGUGGAAGAAUUUUCUGGUGACGUAAUACAAGAGGAAAAAAUUGAAGAUGAAAGUGAAAACGGAAAGUCUGUCGAAGAGAGUGGGAACUCUGGGCAGGCUUUUGCCAAGGAACAGCAGGUCAAUAGUGACUUCUCUUCGCGACCUCAAGAUAGAGAUAAUGCUGAGAGGAAGGAGGAGAAAACGGCAUUGCCAGCAACAUUGAUUGAAGCAAAAACCGAAGCAGUCCACGAAAAGGAAGUUGUCGAAGAUCAAGGCAGAGAACAUUCACCAGAAUCAACAAAGCUUAAUGAUGAUUCUAUUCAAAUGCAUGUUAUAGGUGAAGAUGAUAAUGUCAAAGUUAAAGUUCUAGAUAUAGCUGCAAUUUCAAAUGAAAUGACAAGCAAUGUAUCACAAGAUUUGGCUUUGGAGAAUAAAUCGUCACUAGAGGCUCUGGGAACUAUUGAAAAGCUGCAGGAACAGCUAGUUGAAACUGAAGAACGAGCUCAAAUGCUAGAAGAAAGAGCCAUCUCAGCAGAGACACAGCUUAAGGAAGCUUUAGAGAGAAUCAGGGCACUCGAGAGAACGGCGCGGCGUGCUUCUCAAGACACAACUGCGGAAUAUCGGACGGCAUCAGCUUUGUCAUCGCUUCCAGAAAAAAAUAAUAACAAUGAAUCUUUACCUGGAACGCCAGUCACGCUAUCACGUGCAUUGUCAGGUGGAACAUCACGGGCUACGCCAACAACACCGAAAUCCAAAUCGAGACAGAUAAACAGAGAGGAGGCUAUAGAUAAGAGCUAGUGUAGUGAGUCAACUGAGUCAUUCUUAUCAAAUCUUGUAAAAAUUGCUGCACUGUUUGCACUGGUAAUUUUCAAUGGCUUUGUAUUAGGGUAUUCAUAGAAAUUGUUUCUUGAAAAAACCUGUCUUGAAAAAAAAUGUCUGAUUCAGUGCUUGCUGCUGGGGAAAUUCAUGUGUCUGGAUUUUAAAACUUUAAAUAUCCUUAAUGUCAGUAAUUCAUGAAUGUACUUAAAACUUUUUGGUAAGAAAUGCAACCAUGAAUUUAAAGAAAUAGUCUGCAAAGUUUUAAAGAAAAUGCUUUCUCGCUGCUGUAUCGAAGAAAUUUUUCAAGACGAGAUAUUUUUUCAGCAAAAACUCAACCUGAUAAAUUUUGAAGGACGAGUAUACUCUUCGUUCAAUUCGUUCAUCAAAUAAAUCUUCCAAAAGCCACACUUACAAAUAAUAAAGACUUUGUAUUUGCGGUGUGUCUGAACGAUACUUGAAUCCAUAAGUAAUGGAUUAAAACUACUGCCAGAUUUGUGAUGUUUUGAUUAAUCAGCAUUUUUUGGAAGUCUCCUUGAAUACAAACAGUCAAAGUUACAAAUACCUCUCCCAUCCCAGGAAGACCCUUAAUAAGCAAUUUUUUCUCAGUGCUUCGUUCUUGUGUCAGAAACUAUUAUAUUUUAUAAAGAAGCAUGUGAUGAUAGCUUUUGACCUUAACGAUAUAAAUUGAUCUCCUAAAAGCUUUUGGCCACCCGACAAUUUAAAAUUGGUCCUUUAUCUUUGACUUGCAUUUGUAUGUGCAUUUAAUGUUGCAUUACCCUGUAAUGGAAAGAAUCAGUAGACCAAUGGCCACAAGUCUCCACGCCCUUGCAGAGGGAUUUUUAUGCCUCGUAUCAUAUAUUUAUGAAUCUUUUCAUAAAGCAGAUUUCAAAUUUUGUUCAUACAUCUUCUCUGCAUGCAAAAGUAUUUUUCAUAACUUGGCAAGAUCAUUUUGUCAUAGCUUUCUGCUUAAAAUUAGCCCCUACAAAUAUUUGCGGGCAUUUUUAUGAAUAAUAGGUUGAAUCUGUCGAGGACAAUCAUCUUUUCUGUUGCCUGCUCAAUUUUCUGAAGACGAUCUUGGUCUUUUCUAUUCAAUGUCAAACAACGCUUUAGAAUUUUUACAAAAGGAUUUCACACUAUCCACUUUUGCUAGGGUUUCAAAACAAAAUGCUGUCGUUUCAAAACACCGAACUUUACGAACGGAUUUUAAGGGAGUAUUCACAAUAUCUUGAUGUAAGUACAGCCAAUUUUUUUAGUUGGUGGUCUUCUUUGAUGCCUUUAUUUUGCAGAAAACAGCAGUCCUGAUUUACCACAGCCUAGCCACGUGUCGCAUUUUGAGUUUACGCCCAAACAUUUCGUAUACGAUAAGAUCUUUCUGUUGGUAUUAAAAGCCCUAAUCUUUCCAAUGUUUAUAUGAUGUAAGCCUUCGAAGUCUCCUAUGGACGGCCUUAUUUAAUAUAAGAGUAAAUUUUCAUCUAAUAUUUACUGUCACUGUCACAUCAGCUAGGAUACGCUUUCAAGCGACCUCGCGAUUUUGCCAACAACUCGAACUUUUCGUAUUUCCAAGAUCAGAAUAGAAGCAGACAACUACAUUGAUUUUUCCUAAAAGUGUAAAGGGACAUUAUGUUUUAAAACGGUUUAACUCUUCCUUUGUUAGAUAUCGAAGUGUUUGGCUUCUUGCAUUUGAAAUUUUCUCAACCCACAAUACGACGGAUCACUAUGACCGAAUGAAAGACUUGUAUUUUCAAAGGUAUAAUGGCAUUUGAGAAUUUUAUAAGUUACUUGUUGGUUUUGGUACUUCGGAAUUAUAGAUUUAAAGUAACUUGACAUGAAUGUUUUGAUAUUUCUCUUGAAAUCGGCUUCCAGUAUGAUUUCUUUUGCUUCUCUCAUUGGCCACGUUUAUCUUAUUCCUUUUCACUAGUUCGCAAAACGCGUAUUAUUUACCUUUGUGGCUUGAAUUUGAUCCCUUGAAUUCUCCCCCAAUUUCCCCUUUGUAUGACCACCUGAGUUCUUUCAAAUUUGAUCAAUGUUUCUGCUGCAUACAGCCUUGUUCCGGCUUUAGCAUCCACCAAAUCUUCUAAAUUAUUUGAUCCGCAAUUCCAUUGAAUCGCCCCACUUGAUUCUAUUGACUUGCAUUUUUGUUUCUAUCAUAUUUCAAUUGAAAUUCCUUUGAAUUCCCCUGUUUUCUAUUUUACUUUGACCGAAAUUCUAUUAUUUUUGUCCAUCGUUUUUUAUUGUAUUUUACCUUCUAUUAAAUUGAGUUUCUAUUGAAUUUCCCCCCGUUUUACAUUUAUAUCCCUUGAAAGUCUAUUAAAUUGUCCCCCGUUUCUUAUUGUAUUUUUCCUGAAUUUCUAUUUGAAGGCCCCCCUGUUUUUCAAUUGUAUUUUGUUUGAAAUUCUAUUGAAUUACCUCCUGUUUUUCAAUUGUUUUUUACCUGAAAUUCUAUUGAAAUGCCUCCUCUCUUUCUAUUGUAUUUUACUUGAAAUUCUAUUGAUUUCCCCUGAUUUUUCUAUUGUUUUUUACCUGAAGUUCUAUUGAAUUGCCCCCCGUUUUUCUAUUCUUUAUCGCUUGAAAUUUUAUUGAAUUUCUCCCAAUUUAUUACUGUUUUCGCUUAAAAAACUAUUGUAUUCCCCCUGUUUCUGAUAAACUCAUAUUGUUUGCACAUUCUAUUUAUUUUGUGCCAUUGAAAACACUUUGUGAGUCUUUCAAUAGAAAUUGAUAAGACAUUCCCCCGUAUUUCUAUUGAAAAUUCUAUUGAACUUUGGUUAAUGUUCUUUUGGAAGUGAAAAACUUCCUCCGUGAUCUAUUGUCUUUUUCAGAGCAAUAUGCCCUUAAGUUAGGGCUAAGUAAACAGCGGCUAGGAGCCGCGAAUGAUUGACAGCUCAUUGUUUUAAGCCAAUCAAAUUGCUUUACUUGAGCCCUUUUUGGUGGCUGCGGGCGAGGGCCGUCACUUGCCAAUAUAUGGAUUUUAAUUAGCCUCUGGCCGCAGGGGGCCACCAUUGUUUCUUAACCAAUAAGAUGGCGGUAUUUGGCCGCGCUUCAUUGUAUUAUUAGCCAAUCACCAGCUGCUAUUUCGAAAAUUCUUUUGUUCUUUGACCAAUCACAGGUCUCCAUUUUUAAUUGUUUUUCUUUUGUAAACUAGCCAAUCAAACGCUUCAUUUUGGUCAAUUUUUUAUUGUGUUUUUGGCCAAUCAUUGUUUGUUCUUUCAAAAAUUCUAUUGUUUAAUGACCAAUCACAGCUCUCCAUUUGUUAAUUGUCUUUCUUUUGUUAAAUAGCCAAUCAAAUUCCACCAUUUUGACCUCGUUUUGAUUUCAUCAAAUUACGGGGGCUACUAGCCUCGUUUCCGUGGUUUUUAGGACGGGGGUUAGAAAGCAAUUCAGUUCGAUUUUCUCCUCUUCAUUCAAAAAAUUUUACACUACGUACAAUUCUAAGUUCUACCUGAAUGCCUCGGAGACUGUUUUCAAUCGGGAUUUGUCUCAGCAUGGUGUUUUAAGCGAAGGGUUAGCAAGAAGGAGAAGAAGUCCCCCUUGUUAACUCUUUGCUUAAAACACCGUGCCAAGAAACCCUUUCAAUGUUAGGUUAGGGGUUUUUUUAGACAUGGUGUUUUAAGCAAAGUAGUCGACAAGAGAACAAAUGUCCCCAUGUUGACCCUUCGUUAAAACACCGUGCUAAAACCCCUACGCAACAUUGAAAGCAGUCUCCUGAGUUUACUUAAAACUACUUACAAAAAAUUAAUUAGAAUAAAUAACAACUUAGUUAUUUAAACACGAAAAUUCUACGUACGUACUGCAAAUUAACGUUAAUUGCAAAAUGAGAUGGCUUAUCCCAAAAAUAGACAUGAACAGGACCCUUGCUCGCAUCCAUUCAUCUUGCUUAUAUCUUAAAAUACGAAAUAAUGGCAACGAAGGUUUAAACUCGCAAAAGGGGAACUGUUCAAAGUAGCAAAGUUUUCCAACUAUUAACUAUUCUUUCUUGUCGGAUAUUUAGGGAUUUUUCAAUCUUGCGAUAAAAUUCUAGGGGUUUUCUGGUGAGUGAAAGUAUGGGUAAAAAUCAGGGAAUCGAUGGAAUAAUAUCGAUAAAAUUCAUCAAACACUCUAUGGGUCAAUCUCUAUGGGCUUAUGGACGGGCAUAAAUGGAAAUUGCAAACAACUAGCAGAGGCCUUGUAGCAUUAUCCAAAAGUAACAUAAAUGUUUUCUUUAGAGGAACAUCAAUGUUUUUAAAAAUCAUGGACUUACGUUACGACAAGUAGCUUGCUCCAUUAUAUCACGUACUUAAAUUUCUUUAUUGGUGAUCGUAGCAUUAAAAUAUGCAGAUGUUUAUAUCAAGCAACUUUUGAGAACAUUUCUCCAUUUUUUUGGAAAGGGUAAUUAGUUCAUCAAUCUCCAACAUUGCGAGAAUUUUCCGAAAUUGAAUAACUGUAAUUUACUAACGUAUUCUACCAUUUCAAAUUCAGUCUCUAUGAACUGUUAAUAAAUCCUCGAUUCUUUGGUCCCGUUUCUCGUGGUUGCUACUUCCUAUGCUGAUCACCUGAAAAAGGAUGCAAAAGCCAGCAAUAUCGAAGUAAAUUGUCCAACCAGAUAGCAAUUCAAUAGGACACAAACAUUUUACUUCUCAACAAGGUUUAUAAUAUUUGGCUCGGAACAAAGUUGACUUGUUUACUGCAGAAGUGCUCUUGCGAUGAAGCAAAUCAAGUUUGUCGUGAUCGUACUGUUGCCCUAAAACUGGUAUGGCAAUGAGCGCAUGGAUUUCUUUGAAUUUUGAUGCUCAAGAGACCCUUGGUCUCCAUGCAAGCAAACUUCUACCCUUGCUAAGUUUAAGGCUCUAUUUCAUCUUUUCUGCUCAUUUACAGUUUCUUCAGUUAGAUGGGUGCUUCUCAUCUUAAAAUAAAUGUGAAAGCUAAUUUAUUUGUUAAAGUAUUUUGCUUCUUUUAAAAAUUUAUUUCUAUUCAUUCGAUGGAAUAGCAAAUCUUUUAGAGUGUGCUUAAGUAUUUUGCGCUCCAUACCCAAGGGUAGUUUGCUUUAAAAAACACAAUUAUUCAAAGUAGGCCGCGUGGUGCAUCAAAAAUUAAUUCUCUUGGAAAUUUUCCAAGUGCAUCAACAACCAAUUUUAUAUCGAAAUAGCUUAAAGUUAUUUUUUAAGCUUGAAUGGUUAAAGAAAUCAAAUUUCUAUUCAAAUAGAAACCGAAUUUUGCCAACUCCUUAGCUGGCUUAUCUUGAAGCUCAAAUAUAUGGAUUUAAUCGCGUAAAGUAAUUUACUAAAGGUAUUUUUAAGUCUUUUUAUGUCAGAAGUGAAAUUUGUCAGCUUUGCGUUUUGAAUCGUUAAAUAAAAAUUUGUGUUAUAAGAAUAAGUUGACCUAUGCUUUCACAGUCAAAUGCCAAACAAAUACAUCUAGCAAGACAUCCAACCAAUCCAAUCAACCGACCCCAUCAACCUACGCCAUCAACAACUGACUCAUCAACAACUGACCCAUCAACCGACCCCAUCAACCAACGUUGUCCACACUUUUCAACCCCAUUCAACUCACCAGCGAACGACACUGCUCCAAUACCCAAAUCGAUUGAACAGUGAAAGCAAAGGCCAAGAAUCGGUUGAAAUUUGGUUGUUUGAAAUCUUCUGCUCGUAUUUAUUUUGCAUAUCAAAUGAAUUAAUUAUGUUGUUCCAAAAUUUUCUUCAAAUGAAUUAGUAUGUUUUGGAUCAAAUUGAAGCUAGAAAUACAGAUCUUUUGUAAAAAUUAUUAGAUUAAAACUUUCCUAAUCACUCAAAAGAAUGCUUGGUCCAAAAAGCCCAAAAACGUGAAUUCAUCCCGUAAUAGAAAGUUCAGAUUAAAGAUAAUUCUAAGGUCUUCAUACUCUGUGAAUCAAAUUUCUGCAUGAACUCGUAGCUACCUGAAUAUAAACAUUUUUCCUGAUUUUUUUGUUCUCAAGUGUUCAUAGAUAAAUGAAAUAGGCAUUUAAAUAAAUUUCUGACCUAAUGAUAAAGGGUUGCCUUGAAUAAAAAUGGCUGAAUUUGUUGCACGUUUAAUGUAUGCUAGAUAUCAUCGAAUUAUUUCAUUAAUUUUAUCUCUCUGACAUUUCGCCUUGAUCUCAUAUUCAAUUUGUGAACUGUUUCACCAGGUAAAGAUUCUCUUUCCAGGCAAACAUUGAAGAAUAUACAGUUGUUAUGUAAUUUCUUUAGUUUCAGAAUCUAACAAAAAAUUAUUUGAAACUGAAAAAUUCUCACCGUAGAUCUGAUGCCAUAAUUUGACGUCUUUAUCAUAUUUUACAGUCAUAGCCACAAUGAAGUUUUUAGCUACGAGAAAAUAUCCUUUCAUAACAAAAUUAUUCAAGGAAAGUUUUUAUCAAACAAAAACAUUCCUAUAAUAUUUGAAAAUUUAAAUGUUAUAUUGACUGAGCAUGUAACAUUCGCACAAUAAUGCAAUAUCUGCUGGAUUUAACGUGAAAAAUCUUCUCACCAAAAGCAAGCCUGCCAACCUACAAUCAAAAUUUCCUGAUUGGUAUAAACUGAAAAGCUAAAUUUAUUGGGAAAAAAGAAAAAAUAUCGAAAACAAAAAGCUUCUAAUAGAAAAAGAAAGAAAAGAAAAAACACAUCUGAAGCAGAAAAUAAAGCCCCUUUUAAACUAUCAAAAACUUCACUCAACAUUCACCCAGAACUUUAACCUUUUUUGUCCAAAAAUUCAACCAAAAUUUCUGCCUUUCGAGUCAUUCUAUUCAAUUCCAUCAGAACUAAGAAGAGAGUAUGGCCUACCGCU